Etheostoma cragini (Arkansas darter) is the source of this 1164-nucleotide messenger RNA. RefSeq names its product immunoglobulin kappa light chain-like. The transcript is spliced from 5 exons. Bases 11 to 1066 code for a protein of 351 amino acids. NCBI's taxonomy places the organism in Eukaryota, Metazoa, Chordata, Actinopteri, Perciformes, Percidae. The record is from RefSeq and is a predicted model, not a curated record. Gene Ontology annotation, biological process: response to bacterium.
UUUGAACACGAUGACAUCUCCAAAAUUUCUCUUCUGUCUGACGUGUUUGUUCUUCGGAAAAGUCGCUCAGACCUCUGAUCCAAAAUUCUCCUCAUCUCUUCAUCAAGUGAAGGGUUUUGUAUCAGCUAAAACUGGGGAGAACAUCACUUUGAGAUGUUUCUAUGAAGGCGAUGUUGCUUCAAGGUUUUACUGGUAUAAGCAAACUCUGGGACAGAAACCACGGCUCAUCUCUACUUUCUACAAGUAUGAAUCAAGUGGAAUAUUUCAUGAUGAAUUCAAGAACAAUCCACGCUUCACAUUGGAUAUUGUAACAGGUCAAAAUCACUUGAAGAUUACAGAUUUGAGCGUUUCAGACUCAGCUAACUACUACUGUGCAAGUUAUACAGUAUCAGUUACAUUUUCGGAGGGAACCUUAGUCAAUGUAGAAGGUUCAGGUUUGAAGGUCCCAGCUACGGUCCACCAGUCAGCGUCUGAGAGCAUCCAGCCAGGAGGCUCUGUGACUCUCAACUGUACAGUACACACUGGGACCUGUGAUGGAGAACACAGUGUUUACUGGUUCAAGAAGUCGGACGAAUCUGACCCAGGACUUAUUUACACCAAUGGAGGCAGGACUGAUCAGUGUGAGAGGAAACCCAACACACAAACACACACCUGUGUCUACAACCUGCCGAUGAAGAGUCUGAAUCUUUCUCAUGCUGGGACCUACUACUGUGCUGUUGCCUCAUGUGGACACAUUCUGUUUGGAGACGGGACCAAGCUGGAGUUAGAAGAUAAGGUGGACUCUCCUCGCUUGGUGUAUUUCUUGAGCGGUACUUUAACAUUAACCACCAUCCUGAGUGCUGUACUGGCUUUCUCGCUGUACAAGGUGAACAAGAGAAACAGCUGCCAAUCUGCAGAGAAUCAAGCAAGAUGUCCACCUCUCUCCACAGCAAAUGCAGAGGGUUACCAAGAUGCAGACGACGUUCAUUAUGCCGCUUUAAGUAUCACCCUGCCCAACAGACCCAGACGGCAGAGGAACAACACCAACGAUGAGUGUGUGUACUCCGGUGUUAAACAAUCAGGCUGAACAUGUUUCAUGUGAAUUGUGUGAGUGAAAUCUCACGAUGUGUAAUGUGGAGUUAGAUAUAGAUAGAUAGAUAAGUUUUAUUAAGAUGCAGAUUCUUU